CUCCGUCGCCAGCCCUUGUUUGGAUGGGGAUCAGCUGGGAUAAUAAUAACAAUAACGGCGGACAACCGGGGGCAGGUGAAGACGCUUUUUUGGGGGGGACCCGACAUAAGCAACGCGGGUGUUUAAUUUGACGGAUGCUAAUUUUUUGGACGCGUUCUUGUUACACUUUUGUGUGGGGCGGCUUCUUCCUGGAUUGCCCCCUACAAACCGACGGGCUGGGUGACUAAUAACCCCGCUAGCUUAAGCUAACAUGUCUUAAUUCUCACAUUGAAAGCUAUUCUUUUAAACACAUCGCACAACGUACCAUUAAUGUAAAUAACGCCUUUGGAUGUUUAGUUUUAUUGACAUCGCAGCGCCGCUACUACUACUAUACUUCUACUACUACCCGGGAAAGUGCUGCAAACUUUCGCGCGUCCCCCCGCGAAACAGCUGGCGGUUGCAAUAUUGCUCGCCGGGUGUAAAAAUGGCGAGUUUAUCGGCGCGUUUUUACACUUAAGUUUUCCGUUUUGAGACGGAUAUGGCUAAGUUAGCAUGCUGGCUGCUGGGCCUGCUCCCCUGCUGAGAACCUGCAAGUCAAAACAAAAGAUAACCUUCCUGUCUGGGCCUGCUUUGCUAUUGAUUGUUUAUUUUGUCUUCUAACUUCAUGAAGCUGUCGAGUUGCUCAGAAAGUGUUAAAAAAAAAGUUGUAUUGUGCAAUCAGGGCCCCCCCCCACACCCCACAUUAGAAGUGGUGACGUAUGCUCGAUGAGGACAUCACGUGGUGUCUCCACUGACCCUUCAAGAGGGUCCAUCUUCAUCUUCUUGUGACAUAGCGGACUUGAGUCCAGAACCGCCUUUUUGCCAUGUCAGAGACUCUGCUGACGGGCCGCACGUCGGAGGAUCUCUUGGCCGACUUUGAGACUUUGCUCAACUCCGGGGGCAUCGGCCCGGGUCAGGACCACCAGAUCGUCAUCAUCACCAGCCCCGGCGAUGGCUCGGGACUCCACCCGGACGCCGUCCCCUCCAGCACGGGCGAAGUCCUGCUCUUCGCGACCCCGCAGGGACCCGCCGACGUGGCCUUCCAGGACAAGCAGCGCCCGGCUCUGGGAAGACCACCGGUUAAGAGGAAGUUGGACCUGGAUAGCGACCAUCAGUACGUUAGCACAAGUCGACCGUCUUCCGUGCACGCGCCGCCAUCCACGCCUGCCCCUCCCAGAGUCCCUAGAAUCACCACGGAGAAGUCUCGCUACGACACCUCCUUGAACCUGACCACCAAGCGCUUCCUGGACCUCCUGUCCCAGUCGGCCGACGGCGUGGUGGACCUGAACUGGGCCUCGCAGGUGCUGGACGUCCAGAAGCGCCGCAUCUACGACAUCACCAACGUCCUGGAGGGCAUCCAGCUCAUCUCCAAGAAGUCGAAGAAUCACAUCCAGUGGCUUGGCAACCGAAUCGACGGGGAGAACGUGACGCGCCAUCAGAAGCUGCAGAGGGAGGUGCGCGACCUCACGGCGGCCGAGGAGCAGCUGGACAAGCUGCUCUCCAAAUGCAACGUCCAGCUGCGACUGCUCACCGAGGAACCGCAGAGCAAGAGGCUGGGCUACGUGCGCUGCCAGGACUUGAGGAAAUCUUUCGAUUCCCCGGACCAGCUGGUCAUGGUAAUCCGAGCUCCGCCAGAGACCCAGAUGCAGGUGUCGGACCCCAGCGAGGGCUACCAGGUGUCGCUGAAGAGCACGCGGGCGCCCAUCGACGUCUUCCUCUGCCCGGACGACAGCUCUGGCGUCUGCAGCCCCGUGACCGGAAGCAGUCCGGAAAAAGUCAACCUCUCCCCGCCGCCACGGCACCGGCAGCAGACACGACCUCGCCGCGCGACGUCGCCGGGCAAAGAGCGAAGCACCACAGCGGCCUUAGAGGUGGCGUUGUCCUCGCCGCUGUCCACGUCCUCUACGGUGACGGCAGCAUCUCAGCCGGGCGCCUCGCUAGCCGGUGACACAGAAUCCCUUUUGGGGGGCGACCCGUUCUCCAGCCUGGGGGACAUGGCCGACUUCAACUUCUCCACGGACUUCCUCAACGGUGAAGGCCUCGCCCUACCGUUGGACGGCUUCAUCAACUUGUCCCCGCCUCACAGCCGCGACUACCACUUUGGGCUGGAGGACGGCGCGGGCAUCAGCGAAUUGUUCGACUGCGACUUUGGCGACCUGUCGCAGGUUUUGGGGGAAAGCUAGAAGGACGGAGGAGAUCCAUGUCGGGAUUGUGGGAAGCGUGGACGUUGUAAUACAAGCUCUUCCUCGUUGUGCACCAGUCACAGGGCUAAAGUAGCGCGGUGGACCCUCGGAAGUUUAACAACAGUGGAAUUGAACGUGGGUACAAUUUUACCUUAGUUCUUCCCAUUUACGUAACAUUUUAGGAUGUCUUGUAAGUGCAAAAAGAAGUUACGUUUUUGGGAAAUGUCCAAAACGAGCAACUUUCAGUGUUCCUUUUUAAGAACCUUUUUAAAGUUACGUGCAUUAAAAUGCAAACAGAUUUAUGUAACUGUUAAUCGUAAAUGUUCAAAACAAUUAAACGUACUUCUAAUAACGUUCCUGUUCAAGUAACAUUUUUGCAAAAAAAAAAAAAAAAAAAUUCAAAAACGAUAAAACAUCGCAAAAUAUUUUAGUCCGGUUUUCGCCGUUACCAAUUAAGUAACAUUCGAGCGUUGUUCAAACAUGUUGGUAAAAAUACAUUAUGCAAGUAACGAUAAACCGUAACAUUUGAGCGCUAUUGCCAUCAUUUCCCUUAAAGUAACAUUUUAGCAUUGUUUAACAUUACAAAUAUUCGUAAACAAAUUUCCAUUUUUAAAGUUAAACACCUUAAAAGUCCUUAGCAUCACGUAAAAACCUUAAAAUUGCAAAGACACGUAGCAACUUUUUUUAUUCGUUCUAUCAAAACGACUAACAUUUUCAAAUCGUUAAAUGUCACCAAUGUGUAAAAAGUUAUUAAAAGUAAACGUAACGUUAAUACGAGUAACAGUUUCGCAUUGUUAGAUGUCAUCUAUGUUUAAAAAGUUAUCAAAAGUAAACGUUACGUCAACACGAG
Nerophis lumbriciformis (worm pipefish) is the source of this 3051-nucleotide messenger RNA. RefSeq names its product E2F transcription factor 1 (gene e2f1). NCBI's taxonomy places the organism in Eukaryota, Metazoa, Chordata, Actinopteri, Syngnathiformes, Syngnathidae. Gene Ontology annotation, molecular function: RNA polymerase II cis-regulatory region sequence-specific DNA binding; protein dimerization activity; DNA-binding transcription factor activity, RNA polymerase II-specific. Gene Ontology annotation, biological process: regulation of transcription by RNA polymerase II. Gene Ontology annotation, cellular component: Rb-E2F complex. The record is from RefSeq and is a predicted model, not a curated record.